UUUCUGUUUUGGUAUCAAAAGUUUUUCGAUAUGAAGCUCUGCUUUUUGGUGGUAUUGUUCUGCCAGAUUUUCCUGGAAACCAAUGGUCGCGAGGAACAACUCGCUUACCGGAACUGCGAGGGAACGCUCAACCGCGAUUGCUUUGAAUAUUGCCACAAGGGAUGCCAUGGUCCCAAGGAAACGUGCUUGCAUCGUUGCGAAAAUGGAUGUGGGUGCCGGGAAGGCGCCAUCUUCGAAAACAAUGGAGGUUGCCGCAGGAUAAAGAAGUGUGAGGAUGACGAGAAGGAUUCCGCAUCCGUGGAAAAUCAAGACUAUGCUGGCGACUAUGUGACAGAUUGGUGGCAAGAUUUAGAGCCUAUUAUCGUAAAGGCUUUGAAAGAACAACCAAAUGCUUUUCCCCAAAUACAUGUGUCAGACCCGGAAACGCAGAAGGAAGUGGAGAAGGCUAUAGAGGAUAAUGUGUCUGUAAAGGAUAUGACCGAAAAAUAAUUAGUUUCAAUAAUUUGUGUCUUGUAUUUGUAUUUAAAUAUAAUAUUAAAUACAAAUUAUUUUAAA
Messenger RNA from Drosophila ficusphila, 555 nucleotides. RefSeq lists its product as uncharacterized. The coding region runs from base 31 to 489 and encodes 152 amino acids. The record is from RefSeq and is a predicted model, not a curated record. The transcript has a single exon. Lineage: Eukaryota; Metazoa; Arthropoda; Insecta; Diptera; Drosophilidae.